AUGCCGACAUUCCCGUCCACCGGCGAUGAGCUCCCCUUCAUCGUCACCACACCAAGUAUGCCAUCCGUGGAAGCAAACCGCAAGACUAUACGAAGUUAUGCGAUGCGUGGAAGGAACCGAAAGAAGCGUCCGAUGAGACCCUCAUCUUGGAUCAAUGGAGGGAAAGUAGAGACCUCUGGUAAUCCGAACUUGGGCCAAGCUUUCCCUAUCAUGCCCAAGGUUGGUGGUGAAUUCUCAUUUACGGCUGUUCCUGAAGAUCUUGGGCCGGAAUUGCUGGAAAUAAUCUGGAAACUCAGGAACGUAACACCUUCCUUGGAGUUUGGCCCGGCAUCUAGCCAAGAGGAGGCCCUUUGGCUUGAACCUGUUCUAACCGACAUCGCUUGUUUCCACUUUACCAUGUUCAUAUCGAAAAUGUAUCUCGAUUACCUCAAGGGUCACGCCGAUAACACCUGGGAUGCUCUAGCUCACCACACCAAGGCUUUGAAUGUACUCCAGAGGCGCCUUUUGGCAGGAAACAUGGACAUUUCGACUUCUGACUCAACUGUGUUAACUGUUGUCGGCCUCACUACAGCGGCGUUGGCAUUUGGUGAUGCUGACAUCGCCCAAAAACAUAUGGUAGGCCUGCACAGGAUGGUCACUUUGAGAGGGGGCAUCUCGGCCUUUUCACACGAUAGACGACUACAAGCAAAACUGUGCCGUGUUGAUCUUGGCGUGGCUCUCAGCACAGGAUGCGAGGCUCUUUUCUUCUCAGAGGGACUCUCAUGGAGCCCCUAUCUUCCUCCCCAAGCACGAAAGAAGGCACAGACAAUAGAGGAAGGAUCUUCAAGUCUUUUAAAUUUCCUUGGAGGUUUAGAUGCACGGAUACACCUGGUUUGGGACGACCUAAAGGCGUAUUCACAAGCAGCUAAUAUGGCAGCACGUUGCGGCCUUGAAAUGGACACUGUGCUUUAUCAAGAGGCCAUGGUGUCUAUCCACUAUCGUCUUACCCGUCUCAUAUUUGAGCUGGGUAGCAUAAACGAGACAAUACGCCUAGCCCUACUGGCUUUUGCCAGCUCUGUGUUCCUCCAAGGAGGUGGCGUCUGGGUCCGUCAUGAGCAUCUCUAUCGAUGUUCGAGGAAGAGCUUUAUCAGAGCCAAAGAAAGAAAACAUGAUUUUCCUCCUCAGAUGAUGCUGUGGCUCUACGUCUUCUGUGUGGCUUUGGACGCUAAGGAGCCUAGCCACAGCAGGCUCCGGCCUGGCCUGACUGAGCUUCUCCAGACCCAAGGAUUGAGAUCAUGGGAUGAGGUAAGAGCCUGGUUGAAAUCUGUUCUCUGGGUGAAUAAGAUACAUGACGCUAUAGCGAGGGACUUUGUGGAGGAAAUGCUAAGUGCAGCGGAAAAUGGGAGUCAAAUGGUGUCUGAGCUGGCAGCUGAGGCUCUAUCACAUGGCUGUGAUCCUUGA
Messenger RNA from Fusarium keratoplasticum, 1440 nucleotides. RefSeq lists its product as uncharacterized. Lineage: Eukaryota; Fungi; Ascomycota; Sordariomycetes; Hypocreales; Nectriaceae. The record is from RefSeq and is a predicted model, not a curated record. Bases 1 to 1440 code for a protein of 479 amino acids. The transcript has 3 exons.